AUGGCAACUCCGUUGGAGUCUCUUCUCGCCAUAUCUGGCUCAGUCUCUACACCCUCCACAUUAGACAGACUCCGGAUCUUCCGCCAUGAAAUCCCGGAGACUCUCCAGAACUCCGAUAUGACACCUGAUGUUGCGUCUGUUCUGGUUGACAUAAUAUUCCAAACGUUGGCAAUAUAUGAUGACCGUAGCUCACGUGUAGCUGUAGACGAUUUGAUUGUAAAGGGCUUGGCAAAUGAUACUUUUAUGAAAAGUUUUGCGGCCAUACUUGUACAAGUUAUGGAGAAGGAGUCGAAGUUUUGUUUUAAUCCGGUCUGUUACAGACUACUAACCUGGUCAUGUCUUCUUUUGGGAAAAAGUCUAUUUGCGACAGUUUCGAAGAAUGCAUUUGUUAGAGUAGCAUCAACACAGGCUUCACUACUCAGUAUCGUUACGGAGAACUCUUUCCGCAUGCAGAGGGCCUGUAAAAGAUAUAUGUUCCAUUUGUUCUCUCAGUCUCAAGCUAUCUACAAUUCAUAUAUGGACGAAGUUAAAAAUUCCCGGAUUCCAUACAAGGUUACCCCUGCGUUAUUAGGACUCCUGAUUGAGUUUUCGUGUUCAUCUCCUGCUAUAUUUGAACAGUCAAAGGCAAUAUUUGUUGAUAUAUAUGUUAAAGAUGUCCUGAAUUCCAGAGAAAAGCUGAAACCAGAUCUUAGUAAAUGUUUUCAACCCCUUCUUCUGCGAUUGUCACAUGAGGAUUUCCAAACUGUUAUCCUUCCAGCAGCAGUUAAAAUGUUGAAACGCAAUCCAGAAAUUGUCCUGGAAGCAGUUGGAUUUCUGCUAGCUAAUGUUAACAUUGAUUUGAGCAAGUAUUCCCUGGAACUGCUACCAGUUAUAUUACCACAAGCUCGGCAUACUGACGAAGACAGGCGUCUUGAAGCUUUGUCAGUGGUUAGGUGCUUAAGUGAAAAAUCAAGUAAUCCCGAUACUUUAGAAGCAAUGUUUGCGUCAGUAAAAGCUGUAAUUGGAGGUUCUGACGGAAGGCUUCAAUCUCCACAUCAACGAAUUGGAAUGGUAAAUGCAGUUCAAGAAUUAGCAAGUGCUCCUGAAGGAAAGUAUAUUGGUUGUUUGUCGAGGACAGUAUGCAGCUUUCUCAUAGCCUGCUACAAGGAUGAAGGAAAUGAAGAUGUGAACCUUUCAAUUUUGUCUGCCCUUGCUCUCUGGGCGUCACGAUCUUCUGAUGCUAUACAACCAAACUUAGUUUCUUUCGUUGCUGCCGGUCUUAAGGAGAAAGAAGCUCUAAGAAGGGGGCACCUCCGCUGUGUACGGAUGAUAUGCAGAAAUCCUGAUACCAUAUCACAGAUAUCAGACCUGUUAUCCCCUUUAAUUCAACUUGUAAAGACGGGAUAUACAAAGGCAGUUCAACGUCUGGAUGGGAUAUAUGCUCUGCUGAUCGUUUCCAAGAUUGCUGCCUGUGACAUCAAAGCAGAGGAUACAAUGUUGAAGGAGAAAUUAUGGACUUUGAUGUCUCAAAAUGAGCCUUCACUUGUGCAAAUUAAUUUGGCCUUAAAACUAUCAAGUUAUGAUUGUGUAGUAUGCGUCGACCUUCUUGAGGUGCUCCUCGUGGAACACUCCUCCAGGGUUUUGGAAGCAUUUUCAAUGAAAUCACUAUCACAGUUGCUUCUCUUUCUACUCUGCCAUCCAAGCUGGAAUGUCCGUAAAUCAGCUUACAAUUCUGUUACAAAGAUUGUUCACGCAACUUCACAGCUUGCCACUACCCUUUUAGACGAGUUCUCGGAUUUCCUUUCCCUAACUGGGGACAAGAUCGCGUCUUCUAAAACUAGUGACACAGAUAAUUCCGUGAAUCAUCAAGCUCCUCUUGUCCCUUCUGUAGAGGUGUUAGUGAAGGCUUUGAUUGUCAUUUCAUCGGCAGCAGCUGCUGGAUCUCCAAGCUCAUGGAUUGAUCGUGCAAUAUUUUGCUCGCAUCAUCCAAGCUUAGUUGGUACUGGAAAAAGAGAUGCUGUUUGGAAGAGAUUUCAAAAGUGUCUCAAAACUUGUGGUUUUGAUGUUGCUACUUUUUUGUCUACCAAUGAAGAAAGUGUUUGCAAGAGCCUGCUUGGACCAAUGGGUUUAAUGAGUCCAAAAACUCAUGAGCAGCAAGCGGCGGUAUAUUCUUUGUCCACAUUGAUGUCUCUGGCACCAGAGAAUACAUUUACAGUAUUUAACAAGCAUCUGCAAGAACUUCCAGAUCGUCUCUCUCAUGAUAUGCUUUCAGUGACCGACAUUAAGAUCUUCAUGACCCCUGAGGGGAUGCUUUCAAGCGAGCAAGGUGUUUAUGUUGCUGAGUCUAUUGGUGCCAAGUACACAAAGCAGGAGACGAUUUCUAGCCAUUCUCUAAAGAAAGGAUUGGUUAGUAGAGAUGCUACAAAUUCAGGAAGAAGGGACACUGCGAAGUUGACGAAGAAAGCUGACAAAGGAAAAACUCCAAAGGAAGUGGCACGAGAACAGAUGCUCAAAGAGGAGGCCUCUACACGUGAAAAGGUUCAAAGGAUACAAAAAAAUCUGUCGUUGGCGCUUCAUGCUCUUGGGGAGAUGGGUCUUGCUAAUCCUGUGUUUUGUCACAGUCAGUUACCUUCUUUGUCUAGGUUUUUGGAUCCUUUGCUGCGAUCACCUAUCGUUGGUGAUACAGCCUUUGAGAACGUGGUGAAGCUGGCAAGGUGCACAGUUCAGCCACUGUGUAACUGGGCCUUAGAAAUUGCAACUUCUCUGCGUUUGAUCGCGGUUGAUGAAGUUGAUGCUUCAUUUGAUUUUCCUUCAUCAGUUGACAAGGCUGGGAAACCAUAUGAGGGUCUUUUUAAGAGGAUUGUCAAUGGGUUAUCCUUAUCUUGUCAAUCAGGCCCACUUCCUGUAGAUACCUUCACGUUCAUCUUUCCGAUACUUGAGCGAAUAUUAUUGUCAUCAAAGCGGACAAAACUUCAUGAUGAUGUGCUUCGUAUUCUGUACAUGCAUCUAGAUCCAAUGCUGCCACUUCCAAGACUCCGGAUGAUAUCAGUUCUUUAUCAUGUGCUAGGUGUUGUUCCUGCAUAUCAAGCAUCAAUCGGACCUGCGCUGAAUGAAUUGUGUCUUGGAUUGCAAGCAGAUGAUGUCGCAAAUGCACUAUAUGGAGUAUAUUCAAAAGAUGUCCAUGUCAGAAUGGCCUGCUUAAACGCAGUAAAGUGUAUUCCGGCUGUUUCCAAAUACUCGCUUCCUCAGGAUGUUGAUAUAGCAACAAACAUUUGGAUAGCUGUACAUGAUCCUGAAAAGUCAGUUGCUGAAACAGCAGAUGAUAUAUGGGCCCGUUAUGGUUAUGAUUUGGGAACUGAUUAUUCAGGAAUUUUUAAAGCACUUUCUCAUAUAAAUCUCAAUGUCCGUUUAGCUGCAGCAGAAGCAUUGGCUGCUGCUUUGCAUGAAAGUCCGUCGUCAAUCCAGCUAUCACUUUCCACCCUAUUUUCCUUGUACAUCCGUGAUGCUACCUCUGGUGAGGAUGUCUCUGAUGCUGGUUGGAUAGGCAGGCAAGGAAUUGCCUUGGCACUGCAAUCUGCUGCCGAUGUGUUGACAACGAAAGACCUUCCUGCUGUUAUGACUUUUUUGAUAUCCCGGGCUCUGGCUGAUCUCAACACUGAUGUUCGUGGAAGGAUGAUCAAUGCUGGAAUUAUGAUUAUUGAUAAGCAUGGGAAAGAAAACGUUUCAUUGUUGUUCCCCAUCUUCGAGAAUUAUUUAAACAAAGAGGCAUCAGAUGAGGUGGAAUAUGACCUGGUUCGUGAGGGUGUUGUUAUAUUCACUGGAGCAUUAGCAAAGCACUUAGAAAAAGAUGAUCCUAAAGUUCAUUCUGUCGUGGAAAAGCUGUUGGAUGUGUUAAAUACACCGUCAGAAUCUGUUCAGCGUGCAGUAUCAACAUGCCUUUCUCCACUUAUGCCAUCAAAGAAAGAGGAUGCCCCCGCCCUUGUUUCUAGGCUUUUGGAGAAGCUAAUGAACAGUGAUAAAUAUGGUGAGCGAAGAGGAGCAGCUUUUGGUCUUGCGGGAGUUGUUAUGGGCUUUGGGAUUUCUAGUUUGAAGAAAUAUGGCCUUGUAGUCACUUUGCAAGAAGCUCUUGUCGAAAGACAUUCUGCAAAACGGCGUGAAGGAGCACUACUUGCAUUUGAAUGCCUCUGUGAGAAGCUUGGAAAAUUAUUUGAACCGUAUGUUAUCAAGAUGUUACCAUUGCUUCUGGUCUCCUUCUCUGACCAAGUCGGGGCAGUUCGUGAAGCAGCAGAAUGUUCUGCUCGAGCUAUGAUGUCUCAUCUAUCCGUAUAUGGUGUGAAACUUGUCCUUCCUUCCCUACUCAAGGGACUUGAAGACAAAGCAUGGAGAACAAAGCAAAGCAGUGUACAGCUCCUCGGAGCUAUGGCAUUUUGUAAUCCUCAGCAACUGUCUCAAUGCCUUCCUAGGGUGGUACCAAAGCUAACAGAGGUUUUGACGGAUACACAUCCAAAAGUUCAGUCAGCUGGGCAGUUGGCACUUCAGCAGGUCGGAAGUGUUAUAAAGAACCCAGAGAUAUCCUCUCUUGUCCCCACUCUUCUGUUGGCCUUAACAGAUCCCAACGAUUACACACGACAUUCUCUUGACAUCCUUCUUCAAACAACAUUCGUUAAUUCUGUUGAUGCCCCUUCACUUGCACUAUUGGUACCAAUAAUUCAUAGAGGAUUGAGAGAAAGGAGUUCUGAAACAAAAAAGAAAGCUUCUCAAAUUGUCGGCAAUAUGUGUUCUUUGGUGACAGAGCCAAAGGAUAUGAUACCUUACAUAGGAUUGCUGCUUCCUGAGGUUAAAAAGGUUCUUGUGGAUCCAAUUCCUGAGGUACGUUCUGUAGCAGCAAGGGCUGUUGGGUCGCUUAUCAGAGGAAUGGGAGAUGAGAAUUUCCCAGAUCUUCUUCCAUGGCUAUUCGAAACUCUAAAAUCUGAUACAAGCAAUGUUGAAAGGUCUGGAGCUGCUCAGGGAUUAAGUGAGGUUUUAGCAGCUCUUGGGACAGAGUACUUUGAGAAUGUACUUCCUGAUCUCAUUCGUCAUUGUUCUCAUCAAAAAGCAUCAGUCCGGGAUGGCUACCUUACGCUUUUCAAGUUCUUACCAAGGUCCUUGGGUGCUCAAUUCCAGAACUACUUACAGCUUGUGUUACCGGCCAUUCUGGAUGGUCUUGCCGAUGAGAAUGAAUCUGUUCGUGAUGCAGCCCUGGGGGCUGGCCAUGUACUGGUGGAGCACCAUGCAACAACGUCUCUGCCUCUUCUUCUUCCAGCUGUGGAGGAUGGUAUUUUUAAUGACAAUUGGCGAAUCCGUCAAAGUUCUGUUGAAUUGCUUGGGGAUCUACUGUUCAAGGUUGCUGGUACAUCCGGUAAAGCUCUGCUGGAGGGUGGAAGUGAUGAUGAAGGUGCAAGUACUGAAGCACAAGGUCGUGCGAUUAUUGAUAUUUUAGGGAUGGACAAGCGGAAUGAAGUUCUUGCUGCCUUAUAUAUGGUCCGGACUGAUGUUAGUUUGUCUGUUCGUCAGGCGGCACUACAUGUAUGGAAAACCAUUGUAGCAAACACACCAAAAACGUUGAAGGAAAUAAUGCCAAUUUUGAUGAGUACCUUAAUCUCUUCUUUAGCAUCACCAUCCUCUGAGAGGCGGCAGGUAGCAGGAAGAUCACUUGGAGAGCUGGUCAGGAAGCUUGGUGAAAGGGUGCUUCCUCUUAUCAUUCCAAUUUUAGCUAAAGGACUGAAAGAUCCUGAUGUUGACAAAAGACAAGGUGUAUGCAUUGGCCUGAAUGAAGUGAUGGCAAGUGCUGGGAGGAGCCAGUUGCUGAGUUUCAUGGAUCAGCUCAUUCCCACCAUUCGGACAGCACUUUGUGAUAGCGCUGUUGAGGUUCGUGAAUCUGCUGGACUAGCAUUCAGCACCCUGUACAAGAGCGCUGGGUUGCAAGCAAUGGAUGAGAUUAUCCCAACUCUUAUGGAAGCAUUAGAGGAUGACGAAAUGUCUACUACUGCCCUAGAUGGGCUUAAACAAAUUAUAAGUGUUAGGACAGCAGCUGUUCUUCCACAUAUCUUACCCAAGCUUGUCCAUCUUCCUCUCUCUGCCUUAAAUGCGCAUGCUAUUGGCGCCUUAGCUGAAGUUGCUGGUACUGGUUUCAACACUCAUCUUGGGACCAUACUUCCUGCUUUGCUCUCUGCAAUGGGAGAUGAAAACAAGGAAGUUCAAGAAUUGGCACAAGAGGCAGCACAGAGGGUGGUACUUGUCAUUGAUGAAGAAGGCGUUGAGACUCUAUUAUCAGAACUUCUCAAAGGAGUGUCUGAUAGUCAGGCUUCAAUAAGAAGAAGUGCUUCCUAUCUGAUCGGUUACUUCUUCAAGAGUAGCAAGCUUUACUUGAUUGAUGAAGCUCCAAACAUGAUAUCUACUUUGAUUGUUAUGCUCAGUGAUUCUGAUUCAACAACUGUUGCGGUUUCGUGGGAAGCUUUGGCUAGGGUUAUUGGCUCAGUUCCAAAGGAAGUACUUCCUUCGUAUAUUAAACUUGUACGCGAUGCUGUAUCUACAGCUAGGGACAAAGAGCGUAGAAAGCGAAAGGGAGGAUAUGUUGUUAUUCCUGGUUUAUGCCUCCCUAAAUCCCUUAAGCCGUUACUUCCAGUAUUUCUACAGGGUCUAAUUAGUGGAUCAGCUGAAUUAAGAGAACAAGCUGCACUUGGUCUUGGUGAGCUUAUUGAAGUUACUAGCGAGCAAGCAUUAAAGGAGUUUGUCAUACCGAUAACAGGGCCUCUUAUUCGAAUCAUAGGAGAUCGGUUUCCAUGGCAGGUCAAAAGCGCUAUCUUGGCUACAUUAAUCAUCCUAAUACAAAGGGGUGGGAUGGCGCUUAAGCCAUUCCUCCCUCAACUUCAAACAACAUUUGUCAAGUGUCUACAAGACUCUACUAGGACCAUCCGUUCUAGUGCUGCGCUUGCCCUAGGAAAGCUAAGUUCAUUAAGCACAAGGAUUGACCCAUUAAUUGGGGACUUGAUGACAAGUUUCCAGGCUGCAGAUUCUGCGGUACGUGAGGCCAUCCUGUCUGCCAUGAGAGGUGUAAUAAAGCAUGCUGGGAAGAGCAUUGGGGCAUCUGUUAGAAUACGCAUUUUCGAUCUCCUAAAGGAUCUUAUGCACAGUGUUGACGACCAAGUUCGUAUUUCUGCCACAAGCAUGCUGGGUGUUUUGUCACAGUAUUUGGAAGCUGCCCAACUCAAUGUUCUGCUUCAGGAAGUCAGAGAUUUAUCUGCUUCACCAAAAUGGAGUGCUAGGCAUGGCUCAGUUCUCUGUAUUGCCUCUUUGCUGAAGCACAAUCCUUCAACCGUUAUGACAUCUUCACUCUUUUCUUCAAUGUUGAAUUCUCUUAAGAGCUCUUUGAAGGAUGAGAAGUUUCCGUUACGUGAAACCUCGACAAAGGCCUUGGGAAGGCUCUUGCUACAUCAACUAGCAACGGAUCCUUCCAACACAAGAGUUGUUAUCGAUAUCCUUUCAUCAAUAGUCUUAGCUUUGCAUGACGAUUCAAGUGAGGUCCGAAGAAGAGCACUCUCUUCACUGAAAGCUUUUGCAAAAGCUAACCCGACAGCAACCAUGGCAAAUGUGAGCGUUAUCGGGCCUCCUCUUGCUGAAUGUUUGAAGGAUGGGAGCACACCAGUAAGACUUGCUGCAGAGAGAUGUGCUUUGCACGUGUUCCAGUUAACAAAGGGUGCAGAAAAUGUUCAAGCAGCUCAAAAAUAUAUUACAGGAUUGGAUGCCCGACGGUUAGCGAAGUUACCUGAACACAGCGACGACAGCGACGAUAGUGAAGAUGAGAAUGGAAGUGGGUAG
This is a messenger RNA of Microthlaspi erraticum, 7836 nucleotides long. NCBI's taxonomy places the organism in Eukaryota, Viridiplantae, Streptophyta, Magnoliopsida, Brassicales, Brassicaceae. The record is from the annotation of a GenBank genome assembly.